UUCUUUUCUGCUUCUGCUCUGCCCCGCCCAGCUCCCCUCCCCCUCAUCGCCGCGACGGACCACAGCGAGGCACCGAGCGAACGAAUCCGCCGUCCCAUUGCGGCCACCGCGAUGAAGAUCCUGGUGGCGGUGAAGCGGGUGGUGGACUACGCAGUCAAGGUGCGCGUGAGGCCGGACCGGACGGCCGUCGACACGGCGAGCGUCAAGAUGUCCAUGAACCCCUUCUGCGAGAUCGCCGUCGAGGAGGCGCUCCGGUUCCGCGAGGCCGGCGCCGCCUCCGAGGUCGUCGCCGCCACCGUCGGCCCGGCCCAGGCCGCCGACACGCUCCGCACCGCGCUCGCCAUGGGCGCCGACCGCGCCGUCCACGUCCUCCACGACCCUGACCCGGCACGCCCGCUCCUCCCCCUCGCCGUCGCCAAGGUCCUCCGCGCCCUCGCGCUUCAGGAGAACCCCGGCCUCGUCAUCCUCGGCAAGCAGGCCAUUGAUGAUGACUGCAACCAAACAGGGCAAAUGCUAGCUGCACUGCUUAACUGGCCGCAGGGAACCUUUGCCUCAAAGGUGAUAAUUGACAAGGAUAAACAAAAGGCGACUGUUGAGAGAGAGGUCGAUGGUGGAACUGAAACCAUCUGCUUGGAUUUACCAGCAGUGAUCACUACUGACCUGAGACUGAACCAGCCCCGGUAUGCGACGCUGCCAAACAUAAUGAAGGCCAAGUCGAAGGUGAUUAAGAAGGUCACCCCCGCUGAGCUGAAAGUAGAUAUUAGAUCGGACAUGGAGGUGGUCCAGGUAGAUGAACCACCGAAGAGGAAAGCCGGAGUGAUCCUCUCAUCAGUCGAUGAGCUCCUCGACAAACUGAAAAAUGAAGCCCGUGUCUUGUAAACUGGUUCACACAUAUACAUUUAAAUAAAGUGUAAUUCCAAAUCAUUGUAUCCCAUUUGCAAAUGAAAUAAGGGUGAUUUCCCAGAUCAA
Molecule: messenger RNA, 969 nt
Organism: Lolium rigidum
Lineage: Eukaryota; Viridiplantae; Streptophyta; Magnoliopsida; Poales; Poaceae
Product: electron transfer flavoprotein subunit beta, mitochondrial-like
Exons: 4
Coding region: 112-879 (255 amino acids)
Cellular component (GO): cytosol
Molecular function (GO): electron transfer activity
Source: RefSeq, a predicted model, not a curated record